GAGAGUAGGGAGGACUCUGCUUCUGCCGCCUACAUGAAAGCCAGGAGCCCACCACUCAGAAGCCAGCUGUGCCCACUUGGGAUCCUGUUGCUGGCCUUCAUUUCUCUGCUCAGCUGCCUGCUUGUCCCCAGUGAGGCCAAGGUCUACAGUCGCUGUGAGAUGGCCAGAGUUCUCAAGGAGUUUGGUCUAGAUGGCUACCGGGGCUAUGGACUGGCUGACUGGAUCUGCCUUGCUUACUUCUCCAGUGGCUUCAACACUGCUGCUGUGGACCAUGAAGCUGAUGGUAGCACUAACAAUGGCAUCUUCCAGAUCAGCAGCCGGAAGUGGUGCAAAAACCUCGCCCAGAACGCCCCUAACUUAUGCCGCAUGUACUGCUCUGACUUGUUGAACUCUAAUCUCAAGGACACGGUUAUCUGUGCCAUGAAGAUAGCCCAAGAGCCCCAGGGUCUGGGUUCCUGGGAGGCCUGGAGACAUCACUGCCAGGGCAAGGACAUCCAUGACUGGGUAGAUGGCUGUGACUUCUAG
Castor canadensis (American beaver) is the source of this 525-nucleotide messenger RNA. RefSeq names its product sperm acrosome associated 3 (gene Spaca3). Gene Ontology annotation, molecular function: lysozyme activity. Gene Ontology annotation, biological process: fusion of sperm to egg plasma membrane involved in single fertilization. NCBI's taxonomy places the organism in Eukaryota, Metazoa, Chordata, Mammalia, Rodentia, Castoridae. The record is from RefSeq and is a predicted model, not a curated record. Gene Ontology annotation, cellular component: sperm flagellum; acrosomal vesicle.